AUGUUAAAAUCAAGUACUCGUCAUGUAUCAACAAAUAUCCCAUCGGCUCGGUCAACAACUCAAAAUACAUUAUCGAAUAGUAGUAGACCAAUAGUAACAACAUCUUUAAGCCCGAAUCAUGUUGAAUCUAUAGAUUAUACUGCAUUAGAUACAUUCAGGAGAGAAACUAUACAUAAAGCAGAAGAAGCACAUCGGAUAUGGAAAGCAAAAUUUGAUCCAUGGUUAAUUGAUGAAUAUCGAGAAAUGUAUGCAAAUAGAAUAAAAAAUCGCGGUAUACCUUCUGGUAAUCGUGUUGUUUCACUUAAACGUCCUGAAUGGCAACAACCCGCAGAUACAUCACCGCCAUUAUAUAAACGUUUACCUGGCCAACGACGUCGACGUUUAUUAGGCUCAUUUCCUGAAACAGAAAAUGAUAAAAUUGGUUGGCGUCUUUUGCCAGAACAUGCUAUCGAUAAAUAUGGUUCAAAAAUAGCAAAUAUUCCACCCUUACCAAAACAAUACAAAUUUUCUAGUUGGCCUGUUGAAAGUUUUUAUUAA
Rotaria sordida is the source of this 537-nucleotide messenger RNA. The record is from the annotation of a GenBank genome assembly. NCBI's taxonomy places the organism in Eukaryota, Metazoa, Rotifera, Eurotatoria, Philodinida, Philodinidae.